This is a messenger RNA of Pelobates cultripes (western spadefoot toad), 221 nucleotides long. The record is from the annotation of a GenBank genome assembly. NCBI's taxonomy places the organism in Eukaryota, Metazoa, Chordata, Amphibia, Anura, Pelobatidae.
AUGGCAACGCUCUCAAUAACCGAAGCUCGUGGGAACAGACCACAUGACGGCCCCCAGCUGGAGAUGAAUACAGCCUCUCCCUGGAGUCGGACAGCGGUGGCGGCGGUGCAGCUCAUUCUAGGACACUACAAAGUGUACCGGAACGAGGGUGCCUGGGACCAGGGACAGACUCUCAAGUGCGGAACUGUCCCUGAUGACCCGGGACACGUGGACACCCUAGA